AUGUUAGAACUGAAGGGCCUAUUGUGCUCAAGCCCCUUCAAACUCGGCGUCGAGGAAGGUGGAAAUGUUGUUAAAGGUCAGCGACCUGCCCUGGAGGAGGUGCCGGUGUCGGAGGACUUCGGUGCUGAACAUCGGGAGCACUUGUGUGCCAUCAUGCAGGCAUGCUGGACCGAGGAUGCGGAUGAGAGGGAGUCCGCGGCCGGCGCCGCUUCGCGGAUUGAAGCUCUCCUUGCAUGA
This is a messenger RNA of Symbiodinium natans, 237 nucleotides long. NCBI's taxonomy places the organism in Eukaryota, Dinophyceae, Suessiales, Symbiodiniaceae. The record is from the annotation of a GenBank genome assembly.